AAGUAUAGUAGUAUUAUAUAAGUGGAUAUGAGUAAGUGAUGAGUUGAAUGUAAGAAGGCUGGGUGUUUUGCACACACAACAAGACCAACCAGAGUUGGCCACACAACUUAGUUUCUCUCCAAUGGAAGCCAUCAGUUACAACAAGAUCUCUCUCUUCAUUUUUCUCUUCUCUUCUUGUCUUGCCACCCUCAUCACCCCUUCACAAGGUAAUUACAAAGCCUGGCAAACUCGCUAUCCUUUCAUCCGAAAAUCUAGCUCGUUCUCAUCACCAUCACCACCAUCAUCGUCAUCAUCAUCGUCCAACGUUGGAGCAAGGGGGUAUGACUACAUUGUUGUAGGAGGUGGGACAGCAGGGUGUCCAUUGGCAGCCACAUUGUCACAAAACUACAAAGUGUUGUUAUUAGAAAGGGGUGGUGUCCCUUUUACAAAUAUAAAUGUGUCCCUUUUGGCAAAUUUCCAUCUUACCCUUGCGGACAUCUCUGAUACUUCUGCUUCACAAUACUUUGUGUCUAAUGAUGGAGUCUACAAUGCAAGAGCUAGAGUCUUGGGUGGUGGUACUUCCAUCAAUGCCGGAUUUUACACUCGAGCAAGUGCAAGUUAUGUUAAGAGAGUAGGAUGGGAUGCAAAGUUGGUUAAUGAAUCAUACCCAUGGGUCGAAAAGCAAAUUGUUCAUGAACCCAUGUUCGAACCUUGGCAAAGGGCAGUUCGCGACGGUUUAUUAGAUGUUGGGAUUUCACCCGAUAAUGGGUUCACUUAUGAACAUAUGUAUGGAACGAAGGUUGGCGGGACCAUUUUCGAUAAGUAUGGUCGUCGGCACACUGCUGCCGAGUUGCUAGCUUCCGCAAAUCCUCAUAACAUCGACGUUUUGAUUCACGCAAAAGUUCAAAGGAUUACUUUUGACACAAAAGGAAAGAAACCUAGGGCGAUUGGAGUUAUUUUCAAAGACGAAAAGGGGGAUCAACACGAGGCGUUUAUAUCUAGGAGGCGUGGGAGCGAAGUUAUCGUGACUUGUGGAGCUAUUGGGAGCCCCCAACUACUAUUGCUUAGCGGAAUUGGACCAAAGGCGGAUCUAGAGAAGCUAAACAUACCGGUGAUCCAUGAUAACAAAUUCGUCGGGAAAGAUAUGCAAGAUAAUCCUAUGAAUGCGAUUUUUGUCCCUUUUAAUCGACCGGUCAAGCAGUCACUAAUUGAAACAGUCGGAAUUACAAAAAAAGGUGUUUAUAUUGAAGCUAGUAGUGGUUAUGGGCAGACUAAGGACAAUAUUACUUGCCACCAUGGUAUUGCUUCGGCUGAGAUUGGACAAUUAUCGACAAUUCCCCCAAAACAAAGAACACAUGAAGCAAUGGAAAUUUACAAAAGAAACAAGAAGGAUAUUCCAUAUGAAGCAUUUCAUGGAGGCUUUAUCUUAUCAAAGAUUGCUUACCCACAAUCAAAGGGAGAGCUCAAAUUGAUCAACACUAUUGCAGAAAACAAUCCAUCGGUCACAUUUAACUAUUUUAGUCACAAGGAUGACUUGAAGGGGUGUGUCAAUGGUAUCCGAAUAAUGGAAAAACUUGUGAGGUCGAAACCUUUCCUCAACUUCACUCAAUGCGAUAGAAAAACCGUUGACAAAUUGCUCAAUAUGAGUGUCACCGCUAACGUUAACUUGAUACCUAGACACACGAACGAUACUGAAUCUCUUGAGCAGUUUUGUAAAGAUACCGUGAUCACCAUCUGGCACUAUCAUGGCGGAUGCCAUGUAGGCCAGGUGGUGAACACGGAUUAUGAAGUUAUGGGUGUGCAUAGGCUUCGAGUCGUUGAUGGUUCCACUUUUUAUGAAUCCCCGGGGACUAAUCCUCAAGCCACGGUUAUGAUGUUGGGAAGAUACAUGGGAGUGAAGAUUUUAAGAGAAAGGUUAGGAACAGUUAAAGGACCGCAACGAUGAAAUGGCUAGAGCUGUGUGUACGUACGUGGUGGUGAUCGCGUGGUGGUGAUGAUUAAUGCACUUGUCGAAAAGAGUCGAAGUAGAAUUUUUGUUUCUAGGAUUAUUCUUCGCGAGCAUGUGUAAAGAGCUUAAAGCUUGCCUAAUUAACAAAGGAAUUGAGAGCUCAAAGACUGGAUCUUAUGAUUCUCAAUUCCUUUUGUAUUCGAAGUGUUUUCUAUGUUUGGAUUGUGUAAGUUUGUUUGGUUUCAUCUAAUUUAAUUUAUUUCAUUUCUUUA
This is a messenger RNA of Erigeron canadensis, 2199 nucleotides long. Its product is annotated as protein HOTHEAD-like. The coding region runs from base 122 to 1924 and encodes 600 amino acids. Gene Ontology annotation, molecular function: oxidoreductase activity, acting on CH-OH group of donors; flavin adenine dinucleotide binding. NCBI's taxonomy places the organism in Eukaryota, Viridiplantae, Streptophyta, Magnoliopsida, Asterales, Asteraceae. The record is from RefSeq and is a predicted model, not a curated record. The transcript has 6 exons.